AUGGAAGAUUCAAUAUGGAAGAUUCAGUGAGGAAGGUGAAGAGACCCCGCAGUACCCGAUAACGAUAUGCCCCUCCUUAUCAAUAUGCACCUGCAAGGUAGGUACAUGUACCUAAUUACCCCACGGUUGCUCACUACUAGGUACUAUGUAUUGGAACAAACGCGACUUCCUAGACGCGUUAAUAGGUACCAACAAUAGGUACCAACAUGCUGGUUUACAAUAUUUUAUAUUUUACCUAAAAUUCAAGGAAUCUAUUCCGCAGUCAAAGUCAAAUACCACUAACAAUUAUACUGAACAAUUGUGUAUUGAUUUUGAAUACCCCCCUAAUCCUCUGGUCUUCACCACCCACAAAAACAACAAUGUCUGCCGUCGCACGAAGACGAGGGCUUCAAUCCGCCUCUGAGCGGAACCAUCCCCGCGUAGCUUCGCAUACUUUGGAGCCUCUUGAAUUACCAGACUACGAACCACCUUCCUGUCCCUUGAAUAUCGAAUCCAUACGCGAACUCACCCGCCUUGCCAACAACAAGGAGACGCGAAAGUAUGAAGAGCAACUAAAGCGCAGCCUCGAGCUCCUUGGUGACAGUGUGCGCGACAUCAACGAUCGAUACAUCGCACGCAAGGAGACCCUCAAGAGCCUACAAGAGCGACGGGGCGCAGAUGGCGAAAAGAGCGACCGCGAGCGCGCCUUAGAGAAGAGCGUGCUAAUGCUAAAAGAGGAGGUACCACAACUAUCCGAAGCAUGCGACCACGCCGUGCGCAGCGUUAUCGACCUGAAGAUCGAGCUCGAGGACUACAGUACCGCACUAAAAGAAACGGCGCUCAAGGCUGAAGUCGAGGCUGUACAGAGGCGACAAAGCCAGGCCCAGAAUGACGAUGACGACGCGGCGGCUCCUGAAGUCACGGGCCCGAUAAAGUUGCUGCAGGAAGCGAAGGAUGCGGCAGCGGCGGAAUACGCAUCGAAGAAUUUGUACGAGAAGUACGGCAUCAACAAUGAUUACAUCGGCUUCAAGCGUCUAUGGCAUGAUGCGGCACACGGUAGCGACGGAAAGCCCUUGCCUGACGCUUCGAAGUGGUUUUCGCGCAAUGGAGGUGAGGGAGAGCAGGACGAAGACGACGAUCUAAUCGUCGCGGAAGAGCACAUGGAUAUACACUGCCCGCUGUCUAUGGCAGUUAUGAAAGACCCUUACACGAGUAAGAAGUGUAAACACACGUUCGAGAAGGAUUCUAUUGUGCAAUUUCUCCGAUCGCAGGCGGGUAGACGGGCACGUUGUCCACAGACGGGAUGCAAUAAGGUACGUAACAUAACUUACACACUUGCUAAGUAUUAUUGGUGUUUUGAUGAGGAGGACUAACAUGAAAUGCAGGAAGUCUCGAUCUCGGAUUUCCAGCCCGACCCGAUUAUGCUCCGAAAAAUCAAACGGCAACUGGCGGCGCAACAGCAGAACAACAGUGAUGGAGAAGAUGACAGCGGUGGUGAAGAGGGCGAAGAGGAAGAAGCUGCUGGUGACGGUUCGGUUAAGUCAGAGGAUGAAGAUGAAGAGAUGAGGGAUGAUGAUGACGAAGGAGAC
Hypoxylon fragiforme is the source of this 1568-nucleotide messenger RNA. RefSeq names its product zinc-finger of the MIZ type in Nse subunit-domain-containing protein. Gene Ontology annotation, molecular function: zinc ion binding; SUMO ligase activity. Gene Ontology annotation, cellular component: nucleus; Smc5-Smc6 complex. The record is from RefSeq and is a predicted model, not a curated record. The coding region runs from base 360 to 1352 and encodes 330 amino acids. Gene Ontology annotation, biological process: double-strand break repair via homologous recombination; protein sumoylation. NCBI's taxonomy places the organism in Eukaryota, Fungi, Ascomycota, Sordariomycetes, Xylariales, Hypoxylaceae. The transcript has a single exon.